AGACGCGUUGGCAAUUUCCUAAACACAGGUCUGUCACUUCAGUAUCAUCCGAGGCCGGGGCAGGGUAGAGGUGUGUGCGUGUUUGUUGGAUGUAAUACCGACUGGGAGAGGACUUGCUGAUACAGAAGACACUGGAACAUCGAUUUGACAUGAGCAGGUUGCCCUGAUAUGGACAAAGAGAUGAUUCCCAAAUUUUCAACAAAGGACGAGGAGGUUGACUACUGGAAGUCCCAAGCCCUCAAAUAUAAGAAAAGUUGCCAUGAUGCCCAAGAGGAGCUGCAGGAGUUUCAGGAGGGGAGCCGAGAACUGGAGGCAGAGUUGGAAGCACAGCUUGGCCAGACUGAACACCGCCUUCGAGACCUUCAAAGUGAAAACGAGAGACUGAAGAUCGAGGUGUCAAACCUCAAGGAGAAGCUGGAGCACCAUUAUUCCCAGAGUUAUAAGCAGAUUUCUAUGCUGGAGGAUGACCUAGGCCAGACGCGCAGCAUCAAGGAGCAGCUUCACAAAUAUGUCCGAGAGCUUGAGCAGGCCAAUGACGACCUGGAGAGAGCCAAAAGGGCGACAAUAGUGUCUCUCGAGGACUUUGAGGGACGUUUAAACCAGGCCAUUGAGAGAAAUGCCUUCCUGGAGAGUGAGCUGGAUGAGAAGGAGUCUCUCCUGGUGUCCGUGCAGCGGCUGAAAGACGAAGCAAGAGACCUGCGACAGGAACUGGCAGUACGGGAGCGGACUACAGACAGGAUGUCAGCACCCAGCUCACCUACUUUAGACAUCGACCAGAUUGAUUCUGCAGUACAGGCUUCUUUAUCUCUCCCAGCUACACCUGUAGGAAAGAACAUAGAGCAGUCUUUUAUCACCUCAAAAGCGUUGACCAAUGGCUGUGGCAACUCAUCCCUCACUCCGUCUGCUCGAAUCUCAGCUCUUAAUAUUGUUGGGGAUCUCCUGAGGAAAGUUGGGGCGUUGGAGUCGAAGCUCGCUGCCUGUAGAAACUUUGCCAAAGACCAGGCUGCGAGGAAAAAUUACUCGAAAGACAACAGCACACUCAUCAACAGCAACGCCACCAAGUUCUCUCACUCUCUACAUACGACCUACUUCGACAAGACGACUGUUAACGGAUUGGACCCCAGCUCUUUGACCUCCAUGGCAGCAACCAGAGCCGUGCCCCCGCCAGGCAUGCUGCCUCUGAGUGUGUGAGGCUGUCCCCUAACCACAUUAACCUCCACCAAAUACAACGUGGGAACAGAGAGGACACUUGAAAGACCAUUACAUUGUGUGUGUAUGUGAGUGUGUGUGUGUGUGUGUGUGUGUGUGAGAGAGAAAGUAAGAAAGUGUUUGAAAGGAAGACGUGUGUGUGUGUGUGUGUGUGUUUUGCCUGGUUGGGAUUGUGCAUUUUUCUGAACGUGAUGUGUGAAAGAGAGGUUUGACUUUACCAUGACCUUGCCUCCAGGUUGCAGCUCUAAAUGCAUCUGUGAGUAGGUGCACAGACGUGUGUGUGCACAUAUGUUCCUACCACAUGCUUGCAUGUGCCUAAAGCUGUACUGUACUGUGCUUGUAUGAAUGUCACUGCAAAUGCGAUGCUCUCUAGAUGUCAACUCUGAAUUGGCUCCUUUAUAUUCUUAGUUCCACUGUUCAUCUGAAAAACUUCUCUCCUGACAAAAGGUCUGUUACUGACCACAGCUUCCGUAUCAACCUUCCUUUCCUCCUCUGUUUUCUCUUAAAUUGCACAGCUAAGCUUAAUUCAAUUCAGAAUGUAUUAUAUUUAAAAAGGGAUGUGUGUUAACUAAUUUAUCUUUCACAGUUUGCUUUAAAAUGCAAUAUUUCUAUUUGCUCUUUUUCUUGCAUGUUUGCAUAUGUAAUGUGGGGUUGGGGAGGUCGAGUGGGACCCCAUAUUCUUGACUGAAGUGAAUGUUGAUCGUUCAAAGCCAUGUAGCCAUAGUGCAGUUGCUCCUUUUGUUACUGGCUACUUGCUUACAUUAUUUUUUUUUUGAAGUAGCCUCUUUGUUUAAGCUUAGAAAUAUCAGCUGGUUCUGUCCUCUGGGUUAAACCUGCACUUAAACUAACUGAUCCCACAGGUGGGAUGUGGACAUCUGUUGACUUUUUGAGGGAACGGUUUUGCCUUUUUUUUUUAUUGUUUAAUGUAUACUUUUUUUUAUCUUGUGGCUGGCUCAUUUACCUCAUUCUGAUGUUGUUAAAGUUAGCUGUAGUGCAUUUUUAUUUUAUUUAACCAGGUUGGUCCCAUUGAGAUCAAUAACCUCUUUUUCCAAGGGAGACCUUUUAAUAUUAGCAGGUCAAUUUGGAUACUCAAGCAGAAGUAAACUGACUCCAGGUUCCUUUUUAUAGGAAGAUCUUUCCACUUUGGCAAUUGUACACAAGUACAUGGUCAACUGUGGCCUCUAUAUCAAACAGCACAUUGGCUUACCAUCUGUGGUGUGUGUUUUCACUUGACUAUUUGUUUAAACAGGUUGGAUAUAGAAAAUGCAUUCACUCAACAUCAGAUAAUUUGAUUGUCAAUUGAAGUCAAUAUUACCCUCCAAAAUGCCCCUUCUCAUAGAUCUGUGUGUCACUAUCUUGAAGCAUAAAUUGAAUCAUUUUAGUUUUCCUGUUAAUCUGAUAAUAUAAGAUGUCAUUUUUGGGCACUUGAUAAGCCUGUUACUAAGGCUUGUUUUACAACAAGUGUACAUAGCUUGUAAGGAUGGUCAUUUGUACAUAGUGAAAUUUGGAAUUGAGGUCCUAUUUAUUUCAGAUUCUGUAUGGCAUGUUCAGACAAUUACAUGGUUUAAGCCAUUGUAUUAUAGUAUUCAAAUGUUUGUCAAAGUUGUUUAAGUAAAUAAAGAUUGAGAUUACAAAUGUG
Molecule: messenger RNA, 2848 nt
Organism: Labrus bergylta (ballan wrasse)
Lineage: Eukaryota; Metazoa; Chordata; Actinopteri; Labriformes; Labridae
Gene: ndel1b
Product: nudE neurodevelopment protein 1-like 1b
Biological process (GO): cell migration; regulation of neuron projection development; establishment of mitotic spindle orientation
Cellular component (GO): kinetochore; kinesin complex; centrosome
Molecular function (GO): microtubule binding
Source: RefSeq, a predicted model, not a curated record